AUGUCAGAUUUAAGAGUGAUGAACUACUUUCUUGGUAUGGAGAUAUAUCAAUUUAGUCAUGGCAUUUUCUUAUCCCAAAAGAAGUAUGCUGUGGAACUACUCAAAAAGUUUGACAUGGAGAAGCGUAAUCUAGUUGACACUCCAAUGGUUUACAAUCAAAAAUUUGAACUCGAAAAUGGUGCUGCCAAGAUUGAAGUUUCAACCUAUAGAAGCCUUAUUGGAAGUUUGUUCUAUUUAUGUGCUUCUAGACCUGACAUUAUAUUUUCUGUGAGUUUGCUUUCCAGAUUUAUGCAUGCUUCAUCACAUAUGCAUUAUUCUGCAGUUAAAAGAGUGCUAAGGUACAUUAGAGGCACCGUAGACUAUGGUGUUUGGUUUUUGAAGCAAGAAGAAGGCAAGUUGAUGGGCUAUGUUGAUAGUGAUUGGGCUGGAAGCAUGCAGGAUUCAAAAAGUACUUCAGGGUACUUAUUUUCUCUUGGUUCAGGUCCUUUUUCAUGGAGCUUACAAAAACAGGGUUCAGUUGCUCAAUCCACAGCUGAAGCUGAAUAUAUUACUGCUGCAGCUUCUUCAAAUCAAGUUUGA
This is a messenger RNA of Ziziphus jujuba (common jujube), 579 nucleotides long. Its product is annotated as secreted RxLR effector protein 161-like. Lineage: Eukaryota; Viridiplantae; Streptophyta; Magnoliopsida; Rosales; Rhamnaceae. The transcript has a single exon. The record is from RefSeq and is a predicted model, not a curated record. Bases 1 to 579 code for a protein of 192 amino acids.